Molecule: messenger RNA, 1371 nt
Organism: Notechis scutatus (mainland tiger snake)
Lineage: Eukaryota; Metazoa; Chordata; Lepidosauria; Squamata; Elapidae
Product: protein NKG7-like
Cellular component (GO): plasma membrane
Source: RefSeq, a predicted model, not a curated record
AAGUUCUAACUUCUGUUUCUCUUAUUUAGCCAUUGAUGUUGCAAUUGUUUUAAGAUCUCAGAGAUCCAAGAAUUAAGAAAUUCAACAGGAAGCAAACUGUAUAUGGGUGGGGAGGGAAUUUGCACAUCAAGAGUCUUCCUUAAAUUAUAAAGGAAGUGAUAGUCAUCUGUUAACAUAUAGUAUCUGGGAGUAGAGCUCAAGUAUUCUAGAACUCUACUUCGGAGAGUUAUCAUCUGCAGGAAGGUCAAGGAACAGAUUCUAAGCUGUUCCAUCCCACACCUUUUGGCCAGUGGCAGACCAGCGCAUCCCAUAGAAAUGAGUGCCCUACAUUUCGGUGCUGUGUUCUGUUCCUUCAUCAGUCUUCUGUGCCUGCUCACUGCCUUGGGCUCAGACUAUUGGCUAGCAGAUUCCGGCUCACAUUUGGGUCUAUGGAAAAUCUGUAAUCACGGAGCAUGUCAAUCACUUGGUGUGGAAUGGGUGCCAGCCACUUUACAUGCCAUCCGAACCUUCAUGUUUCUGGGGAUGAUCGCUGGAGCUGUCUCUCUCGGUGGGCUUUGCGUCAUGAAUAGUCAACCCAGACUUGCAUAUAUGGCCAGCUUUACUGCAGGCCUCUGCGUCAUGAUUGCCAUGUCCAUUUUCUCAGGAAGGGCUGAUUCUACCAGCAAAUUUGGAUGGUCUUUCGGCUUGGGUUGGGCUUCUUUUCCUUUGUACCUUCUAAAUGGUUGUCUUACUUAUAUAUUGUAUAAGAAUACAGCAACAACAGCGUAGGAGAAAUGCAACGCUGUCUUUGGAGAUGACCAGUGAAGCUGCGUUGGUAACCUGGAGGCACAGAUCAGAAUUAUUUGCCCUGCACCAAAUUUAUAAAUGAAGGAUGAAGGAUAAAUGAAGUUUCAAUGUAGGAAAACAGCCAUACAUUCCCAGCCCCUCCCCAUCCCAUUUUUCUCUAAAAUAUUCAAAAUGUUUUCUUUCUGAAGUCCAUUUGGAUUGGCAAAUGUUAAGAACUUUGGGAGGCUUCUGCAACAGGUCCCAGAAAGCAGGAAUUCUAUUGUUCUCCCUUCUUUCCUGUUCCAGGAAACCAAAGGUGCUUUUUGAUUUAUCUGUGGUCUCAGGGGACCCAGGGGGCAUAGAUAAACUUCCAAGUGGCCUCCAUGACUUUCAGAAAGAGUACUAAGGACCAGAUGACUGCAAGGGAUACAAAUCCUUCCCUCUUCCACCAUUCAGUCAGAAGUGAAGAAGCUUCUUGGAUGAGAAUGAAAUGUCUUCAAGGGGAAAGAAAAGUCCAAUUGCCUUUGGUUUAACCAUGACCUGGAUGACUGAGAAUCUCCAUAGAUUCUUUCAGGAAAGUUGAUUUCCAUUCUUCUCAAGGGACAA